Messenger RNA from Columba livia (rock pigeon), 4785 nucleotides. RefSeq names its product dymeclin (gene DYM). Bases 254 to 2428 code for a protein of 724 amino acids. The record is from RefSeq and is a predicted model, not a curated record. Lineage: Eukaryota; Metazoa; Chordata; Aves; Columbiformes; Columbidae. Gene Ontology annotation, cellular component: Golgi apparatus. The transcript has 18 exons. Gene Ontology annotation, biological process: Golgi organization.
AGGCUGGGAGGCGGUGGGUGCGCGCGCCUGCGCGAGCGGGGCCGUUGGCGGGUGCGGAGGAGCCGCCUGAGGAGAGCGGAGCGGAGCGGACGGGCCGGGCGGCCCCGCGGCUCCGGGGGAGCCCCCUGGGCAGCGGGCCGGGCCUGCGGGGGUGCUGGGACCUCGCUACCGGCCUCCCACCUGCCCGUACAGCGGUUGUAGUGCGAGCGGACGGGAAAUGAAAAUUUAGAAAAGAAUUUGCCAAAUUAAGAAGAUGGGAGCAAAUAGCAGCAGCAUCAGUGAGCUUCCAGAUAAUGAGUACUUAAAGAAAUUAGCAGGAGCGGAGCCCAUCUCUGAGAAUGACCCAUUCUGGAAUCAGCUGCUCUCUUUCAGCUUUACCACUCCAACAAACAGCGCCGACUUGAAGCUGUUGGAAGAAGCCACCAUCUCAGUCUGCAAGUCGUUAGUUGAGAAGAAUCCUCGAACAGGAAACCUCGGCUCAUUGAUUAAAGUCUUUCUUUCUAGAACCAAAGAGUUAAAAAUCUCAGCAGAAUGUCAGAAUCACCUCUUUAUUUGGCAAGCUCACAACGCGCUCUUCAUCAUUUGCUGUUUGCUGAAAGUCUUCAUCAGUCGAAUGUCAGAAGAGGAGCUGCAACUUCAUUUUACUUACGAAGAGAAAGCGCCAGGCUCAUAUGGAACAGAGUGCGAAGACCUCAUAGAAGAGUUGCUGUGUUGCCUCAUCCAACUCAUUGUUGAAAUUCCCCUCCUGGAUAUUACAUACAGCAUUUCCUUGGAGGCGGUGACAACUCUCAUCGUCUUCUUGUCCUGCCAAUUAUUCCACAAAGAAAUUCUCCGCGAGAGCAUCAUCCACAAAUACCUGAUGCAUGGGCGAUGCGUCCCUUACACCAGCAGGCUUGUGAAAACUCUCCUUUAUAAUUUCAUUAGACAAGAGCGGAGCCCUCCUCCUGGCACCCACGUCUUUCAGCAGCAAACCGAUGGGGGCGGCCUCCUUUACGGAAUCGCAUCUGGGGUAGCAACUGGCCUGUGGACAGUCUUCACGCUCGGCGGAGUGGGGAGCAAAGCAUCACCACAGCUGGAACGCUGCUCCCCUCUUGCAAACCAGAGUCUGCUGCUUCUCCUUGUCUUGGCAAAUCUCACCGACGCACCCGAUACGCCCAAUCCCUACAGACAAGCCAUUAUGUCCUUCAAGAACACACAAGAUAGCACUGCUUUUUCCUCAUCAAAUCCACACGCUUUCCAGAUUAAUUUCAACAGUUUGUACACGGCUUUGUGCGAGCAGCAGAAAUCCGACCAGGUGACUCUUCUUUUGUACACACUUCUGCAUCAAAACAGCAACGUACGGACAUACGUGUUGGCACGGACGGACAUAGAGAAUCUUGUUCUGCCAAUUCUUGAAAUUCUCUAUCACGUCGAAGAAAGGAAUUCCCACCACGUUUACAUGGCUCUGAUCAUUUUGCUGAUCCUCACGGAGGACGACGGCUUCAACCGAUCCAUCCAUGAAGUGAUACUGAAAAAUAUCACCUGGUACGCUGAGCGUGUCCUAACAGAGAUCUCACUGGGGAGCCUCCUCAUACUGGUCGUGAUAAGAACCAUCCAGUACAACAUGACCCGGACAAGGGACAAAUACCUUCACACGAAUUGCUUGGCAGCCUUAGCAAAUAUGUCAGCACAGUUCCGCUCGCUUCACCAGUACGCUGCUCAGAGGAUCAUCAGCUAUACCUGCCGCCACUUGCGGAGAUAUGUGUAUGUCUUGGACAAACUGUAUUUUCCCCACUCCCACUGCUCCACGCUGCAGCAUUGCUUCUCGACCCUCAGUGACAAUGGAGAGGAACUCUUGUCUUUAACUUGUUCUCACAUUCUCAGAUCCUAUGCUGCCAGUUUGUUUUCUUUGCUGUCUAAAAAACACAACAAAGUGCUGGAGCAAGCCACGCAAUCCCUAAGAGGUUCCAUUGGUUCGACCGACUCUCCGCUCCCUGAUUAUGCACAAGACCUGAACGUGAUCGAGGAAGUGAUCCGCAUGAUGCUGGAGAUCAUCAACUCCUGCCUGACCAAUUCUCUUCACCACAACCCCAACCUGGUGUACGCGCUGCUUUACAAGCGGGAUCUGUUUGAGCAGUUUCGAACUCACCCUUCCUUCCAGGACAUCAUGCAAAAUAUAGAUCUGGUGAUCAGCUUUUUCAGCUCCCGAUUAGAACAAGCUGGCGCGGAACUGUCGGUGGAGCGAGUUCUGGAAAUCAUCAAGCAAGGAGCUGUUGCUUUGCCCAAAGACCGGCUAAGAAAGUUCCCCGAGCUGAAGUUCAAGUACGUGGAGGAGGAGCAGCCCGAGGAAUUCUUCAUCCCCUACGUUUGGUCCUUGGUCUACAACUCCGCCGUGGCCCUGUACUGGAACCCGCAUGAAAUCCAGCUCUUCACGAUGGACUCCGGCUGAAGGAGAUGCCCCAACCGAGCCAACUCAACUCUUGUCUUCUCCCAGAAAACGAAAUUCCGCACGGCGUGUGAAUACGUGACCCCUUCCAGCGUGCACCCUCUCACCCCAAAGCUUACGGAGAAUGACGUUCGUCGCUAGUGUACAGUCCAACAUUGAUAUUUCGGAAGCAGAUCGCCACCAAUACGCUGGACAGACUGUGGUGUGAGGAACUGAGGGCUUGUAGGCAACCUUGUAUUUAUAAUCUUAUAAUUUAGAGCUUGUUUGAUGAAAAUGAGGCCUUACACAAAGGGGAUGACAUUACUACCACCUACAAACCUGCUUGUUCUUUUAACUUCGUGGGGUAAAUGAGGAAAGGGGUUGCAGACCUUUGAUUUGGAAGUUGUAUUUUCAUUUAUUUCAAGUGAGACGGCUUUGUUGGGUCAAUCUUUCUGUGGUCUGUUGGAUUCUGUCAUGAGUUGCUCGUUACCUAAUCCCAUGCUUCUUUUUUUUUUUGGCAUUUAAUUGCUGUCUGCACUGUCAUCCGAGUGAACUCCAAGCAGCACAUUAAUCAGAUUAGCUCCCAGGCAGAUUCAAAACACUUGUUUUAGGUGUCAGAAUGUUUGUGGGAGGAUUUUCAGUAGCAAGUCUUUUUUUUUCCUGUUUGUUUGACUGGCAAAUAUUCUAUCGAGGGCUAGAAACACCAGCUUGAAGAGUCAGGUCCCUUGCAGACUUGUUUUACUGUGCUAAAGUUGUUCCUGGAAAUUGAACACGUUGGCGGGGAAAAACAUCUCCAAAGAAAAUAGUUAAAAGAUUGUAAGAUAGGCCAACAUCCCGUAAAACUUUGUAAUGGUGGCGGUGUCAUGGGGAUCCUUGAAAAAGCUUUGUUUUGAAAAUCCCGUUUGCUAUUAAAGGUUUUACGGCAGAAGUAUAAAUGUAUGUGAAUGUAGAAUAAUUCUCUUUGUUGUUAUUUUCAAGUGCCCUUUCCUGAUAUACCUGUUUCCGCAGUUGGAAGAACACAAGAAAUGGCUUGAUGACCUGAUUCGGAAAGAACGUUUUUUUCAAAAUAAGGAUGAUUUUUUUGCUCUGGGGAUGCUCCCAAUGGUGCCUGUUGCACAUGCGUUGAACGCAAAUCCCACAUGCUGCUAUGUGGAGAACUGUCAGCAGUGCAUUGCAUGCCAAAAUAUAAAAUAUCAAGGAAUUUGGUCCUAAACAUAGGUGGCAACCCCCGGUGCUCACUGCCUGCUUCAGCAUGUUCUGUUUAUUGACCUGAAGAAUUCAGUCCUUCAAGUGGCUUUACAUAGAAUUUCUUGCACCUUUAUUUUUUGCCCUGGAGGAUGCGCUCGGGUUGUACUUUAAUCUGCUUACUUAGAGGUGGGAAGUCCGUUUGAAUCCUACACAAUUGGAAGUGUUGGCUUUAAAAAAAGAGCAAGCAGCUUUCCAGAUUUAUUUAAAUAUAACUCCAAAGCAACAUAAACAGCCUAGGAGCAUUUAGGAAAAACACUUUUGAGAAGAAAAGGCAAUAGUAAGACUGGAAAUGCAGUUUUUCAUAGGAAAGUGUGAGAAAUGAAUGAACCGUGACUGAGCUGCACAUAAGUUUAUGCUGGUUUUCGGAUUUACAUGGGGAUAUUUUUUUGGCCUUUGAGCAAACGUCAAAGGGCAACGACUCUUCCUGGUCAUCGCAGUGAUCUGUAACUUUGUCUUUAUUAAAAGACCGAGAGUGUUUGUGAGUCAGCAGAGCCGUCCAGCCUCAGGAAGGCCAGGCUGAAGAUGCACUUGUGACCUGUGGAUUCAGUUUUCAUCUGUCCUAAGCCGCCCCAUGAGCACCUUCCACCCCGGAGUGGGGAGAACUUCAUGCAAAAUGGCUCAGGCGGAGCAGAUGUUUAUCAGCCUGCAGAGAACCUGGGUUUUUUUCUUUGAAAAGGGCUUUUUUUAAUCCAAGAGAAGAGUCCAUAAAGCAGCAAUCAGAUAGAAUAGGUCAAACCAGCUGCUGAGUCAAUAUAGGAGUCACACGGUAAAUUAUUUCUUGCCAUCGCCUUGUGGUGACAUUGAAGCACGGAAGGAACGGGAUUGUUCCAAUGGCAUAGUUUCCUUGUGAAUUUAAUUAAUAUGUGAUGCUCCCAGGGCCCAGCUGGUUUGGAACAGCUGGAGUUACAAUCCAAAGCUGAAAAAGCAGAGCCAGACCAAGAUUUAUGCUGAAUUCCGUGCUAGUCCCCCUGGUUCUUCCAAGAGCUGGAGCAUGAUGCGGGUCUGAAGUCUGCGGUCUGGCAUGGUCACAAACACUCUGUUUUCCUUCAGAUCUGUAAAGUGUCACCUUAGGGAUCCUUUUCAUUAUUUUGUGUGAAGGAUUUAUUAUGCGUAAUAAAAAAACAAAAAGUAAA